AUGUCAACAUCCCAAGGAGUCAAUGUACGCAAUUCCCAGCCGCCCAACAUUUCCAGAUGCUUGGUUGAUGCGUUUUCGCAUUGUGACCAACCAGCCGCUGACUACAUCCAGGUACUCCGGUGGUCAGCUCUUGUUGCAGGUAUCUUCUACGGAUUUUCGCACCAGAGAACGAUCAACGCACAUAACGCGGCUGCACACGAGAAGGCCCAAUAUGACCACAAAGCCGAAUUAAUACAAAAGGCCAAGCUGGAAUGGGCGAAGAAGACGCUGCCUCCUCAAUCAAAGACGGCCAGCGAUGACAUCAUUACGGAUCCCAAUGACAAGAAUUUCGAUCUCGAGGCAUACCUAACAAAGCUUUCCGCCGAAAGCUGA
Molecule: messenger RNA, 372 nt
Organism: Fonsecaea multimorphosa CBS 102226
Lineage: Eukaryota; Fungi; Ascomycota; Eurotiomycetes; Chaetothyriales; Herpotrichiellaceae
Exons: 2
Coding region: 1-372 (123 amino acids)
Biological process (GO): proton motive force-driven ATP synthesis
Molecular function (GO): proton transmembrane transporter activity
Source: RefSeq, a predicted model, not a curated record